Molecule: messenger RNA, 1098 nt
Organism: Acanthamoeba castellanii str. Neff
Lineage: Eukaryota; Discosea; Longamoebia; Acanthamoebidae
Product: TraB subfamily protein
Exons: 8
Coding region: 1-1098 (365 amino acids)
Source: RefSeq, a predicted model, not a curated record
AUGGUGGGCUACACCAGCCUCAACGUGGCUUUCCUCCUCCAGGCUUUCUACUCAAUGGCCAGCGCCUCCGCCCCUCAGGGAGAGGAGUGGGAGAUAACGAGGGAGUGCCACAUCAUCCAGGAAGAUGAGAGCAUCAAGGAAAUCCUCAACGCCCUGCCUGAGCGCCUGCCCGACGCACUUCUCGUGGACAACCGUCGGGCUGGCAUUCUCUUCGCGCCACAGCAGCAGCCCGCCCCACCACCCACCGCCGACACCAUCCAGCAGCAGCAGUCACCUGCUGACGGUGCCAGGGAGCAGACGGAGUCACAACAGACCACCAACGCGCCUGCCUCUUCGCCCAUUGUGGCCGCCACGGUGGUGCAGGCGGAGAAGGCGCCCUCUACCAUGAGCCAGAUAAGUGAGCUGCUGCGACGACGAAAGGAAGGCGCCAACAUCCUGCACCUGAUCAUCUCGAUGGUAUUUGAGCGGGUGACAAAGAACAUCAAGGUGAUGCCGGGCUCCGAGUUCAGGGCCGCCGCGCAGGAGGGAAUGAAGUACGGCGCUCGCAUCGUGCUUGGCGACCGGCCGGUGGAGAUCACCCUGAAGCGCACGUGGGGCAACCUUAGCGUCUGGGAAAAGCUCAAGCUGUUGUACUUUGUACUGAUGGACACAUCGCUGGACAUCAAGGAGCCAGGGUGGGAGAUCUCAAGCAGUGGGUGGGACAUCCUGGCGUCACUUGAGGAGGACAUCGAACGCAUGAAGAACUCGGACGUCAUCACAGAGAUGGUGAAGGAGCUGUCCACCGAAUUCCCAUCCCUUGUGGGACCCCUCAUCACCGAACGAGAUCAGUUCCUGGCAUGCAAGCUCCGUUCAUGCCCGGGCGACACCAUAGUCGCCGUUGUCGGUCUGGACAAAAAACCCCAGCAGCAGCAUAACGCUUCGCGCACAGGCAUGGGCCAUUGUGCCGGCAUGGUGGAGUGGUGGGAUCGGGACAUCGACCUGCGCUCAAUUUGCGCGGUGCCUCCGCCUGGCUUCCUGACCAUCAGGCGCGUGCUGCUGUCCGUCGUUCUCUCCCUUUUCUCGCUGAUCGCCCUACUGGUGUACUAUUUCAUGUUCUAG